AUAGUAACAGAAAUUAUUCCAACCGGAAGUGAACCGGUAACACACUGUGUUGUCACUGCGCAUGCGACUCAAUAUGGCUGCCAGCACAAGCAGCGUCCGUGAGGACUGCUUCUAAAAUAGUCGCGAAUUACGCACGAAGAUGAGCAAAUCAAGACGCAAGGUUACUGUUGAUACAGCUAAAUCGGUGUCUGAUGAGAGCGAGAAGAGAAAACCAAGUGUUUUCGAGAGACUAGGACCUGGAGGCGGUCAAAGAAAAUAUGAGUAUGAACCUGAGAGAAUGGAUAAAACAGCAUAUGUAGAUAAGUGCCGCAACUGGCUUUUAACAAGAGCAUGUCCAUUUGGUUCAAAAUGCAAAUUUCUUCAUGGUCCCUUUUCUGAAGAAACAAAUGGACCAGAAAAUCGAAGCCGAUCUUCAAAAAGACAUGAAAGUGAUAAUACUGAUGAUAUCAAGCUGAAAUUAAAAAGCCAUCGAGACAAGGGCAGUGACCGCAAGAGAAAGACAGAAAACUCUUCCACAGAAAAAAGAAGUCACAGCAAAAUAAAGCAUGAGAAGGAAGGCAAAAUCAAGUCCACUGUAGUUGUUAAGAAACCUGUGGAUCCUGAAAGUGAAAUAGAUAGUGAAGAACCAGAGGAGUGGUCCGAAGAUGAUAGCUUGAAAAAUCUUGACUUUAAGGAAGAACUCACCCUGGUGAGGAAGCGACAGGAGCUUCAGCGUGCUUUAAGUAACCUCCCCGCUCCUCCUGAAGAACAACGAGAAAACUUGACUAUUGAAAAGAAGAUUCACAGGCAUAUGCUUUCUGGGGAACAUUCAGUUCGGGUGACAAGCAGUGAAUCGGGGUCAUUGCGCAGUUCUCCAGAACCUUCGAAGCAACACAGCAAGAAAAACAUGAAACCAUGUUUAAAUCCCUCCAGCAAAAAGAAAGAGAAGAAAAAGCAUAAAACCUCUAAAUCACCACUUAACAAGAUCAAAAGUUCACAAAGUUCAAUAGAACAGUUAUCAAAAGAAAAGAAAAUACAACUUGGUGAAGAACGGGAACGGGACAGAGAUCGCGAUCGAGAUGUACAUCACAAAAUACGAAUGAAAAAGAAGAAACACAAAGAAUCACUGUCGGAAACAGAAACUAAAUCUCCUGAACUUGAAUCUUUAAGGGGACAUAAAGUUCCGACUCCCUUAUUUGAUAGUGUCAGUAGCAAAAGUAAAAGAGUUCUCUCUCCAAAACAUGAUUGGCAGAAGGAAUUGAAACCACUUAGACCACUUGAUGAUGGUGAUGGCUAUUCUGUUUCUUCGAAGAAAUCCCGCCAUUCGCGGUCUCCGAGUAUUGGUGAGAAAUCUCGACAUAAGAAAUCAUUGUCACCAGCCUUGGAGAAGCGAUCAAAGCGCUCACCUCUGGCUGGUGUGUCACAAGAAAGGGACUCUAUUAUCGAGAAACUUAGCAUGAGAAAGAGAAGUCGAACACGUGGUAUCACUCCUGAUAAGUUACCGUCUUUGCCAUUAAGCAAAGACAGGUCAUUGUCUUCAGAUGAUGACCGAUCUGCUCAUUCCUCUUUACACGAAGGAGAAAAACGAAAAAGCAAAAAGGGUCGUUUACCAGAAAGGGUGCAUGUUAGCCGAGGGAAACUUAGUAAAAGUGACAGAGCCAUGUACCCAGAAAGUUCUGGUUCAAGGCAGAGUGAAUGGAGAAAUGAAUCUCCACCGAGAGAACGUCGUGAUCGGAGAAACAGAGAUUUCACACCAGAGAGGGCCAUAAAAACUGUAAGUAGUAGCAGUAGUAGGGAUCAUGAUAAACUUGAAAGGGACCCAAAAUUGUCCAAAAAGAAAGAGAGUAGCAGUAGUAGUAGUAGUGGUAAUAAUAAAAGUCUUGACUCUGCUGAGGGUCGUACAGACCGCAAAAGACAAUUCAAAGAGGAAAAGCUUAUACCUGUGUGUAAUCCUGAAGUACAGGAUCAACAGAACUUUGUUAAAUCUCGACGCCUUCUUCCCGAGCAUACAGAAUCAACAAUUAAUCCUUCACGGCGAGGUUUGUCCCCCAAAGAAUCUUAUGGCUCAUGCCAUUCACGAUCACCUUCCCGCCAAAGACGGGAGACUCGAGAACAAUCUCCAUUUGAGGUUAUGCAGAUGAGACGUAAAGACAUUAACGACGACUACAGACACGAGGAGCACACAACUCCUGAUUCACCUGGUCGUAGUCGACUUCUUCCUAACAAUAAUUAUUUCCCUGAGAACUGUGACUAUUCCCCUGGUCGACAGAUGAUGGAGCGUGGUGAACGCUUCAUGGACUAUCGGUCUGACACUAGAGUUGACAACAGAUAUCCCCAACCAGCCGACAGAUAUGCAUUUGAUGAACGACGGCGUUACAAUGAAGAACCUGUUGGAACCGUAUAUGAUGAUCGAUCUCAUUAUGAUAGCUCAAGAGGUCGAUCAAGUCGAGACCUUUAUGAGCGAGAAAGAUAUGAACGUGUUCCACAACCUGGUCGGCCAGAUCCCCGAUAUGAAGAAGCUAAAGAUCCCCUUGGAUAUGACCGUGGUCUACCUCCAGAAUUCCGUGACCCUACAUCAGAGUUGUGGGAGAUCCGUGGCCGUGGAAGAGGAAGGGUUAAUCCACGAAGUCGUGGACGACAAGCAGAUGCUGGUGGACAUCGUGGGCGUGGGUAUGUUCCACCACCUGAAGACAGACUUCCAGGUCUUGGUAGAGAUAAAUUUUCUAUUCCAGCAGAGCGUCCUAGCAGGAGAUCAGAAUGGGAGCGUCACCGGGAUGAUUAUUUCGGUCCUGAGCCACCAGAAUGGUCUGAUCACAGAAACGAGAGGAGUCUUCCAGGUCAUGAUGAUCCUCGACAGGAACUACAUGACAUUCCAGAUAUGCGGCGUACGAGACGACCGGACGGUCGGGAUGACUGGAGAAACGGACGGAGAGAUGCAGAGGAGUUGUAUGAUCGGCGUCCGGAACUGGGCACCGGGUUAUUAAUGACACCCGACCGCAUUGACAUGCGAACUGACCGUUGGGAGAGUAGACAGCCUGGUGAAGGGCCUCGUAGGCCUGAGUUGCGUAAAGAUGAACCAAAGCUGGAGGACAGGCUGGACAAGCAUAAUGUAUCCCCUGGAGAGAAAGAACGAUUAGACAGAAGAAAGCGCCCUAGAGAUCAAGAACCUGACCAGGCUCGGUCUCGGUCACCUUCAUUGAAGCAUCACAGAGAUACAUCACCAGUAGAGUCUUUCCACAGCCACAGCAGUGUUGGGGAACAUCGCCCAGAUCCACCUGUAAACCGAGAAUGGAUUCAUAACCGGUGGCCUCCAAAUCAAAAUGAUUUGUUGAGAGAAAAGGAAGGGCCUCUUCCUGAUGGUAGCCCUUGGCCCGGAGCCAGACAAAGAUCUCCACUUCCCAAACAUAUUCUUGACAAGAAAAGAGGCAAAGAGUGGGAUCCUGGUAGGGGUAUGAGAGAGAAAGAGUUCUUAGAUAAAGAAGCAGACAGGUUGAAAGUUAAGGACCCUGAGAAGCCUAAGGAUGUUGAUAAUCCGUUACUCUAUGAUGAUGUAAAAGGUCUGAUGAUGAGAAAGCUCAGACCAAAGAAGAAAGAGAAAAGAAAGCGAUCUUCAUCGAAAUCUCCAUCUCUGGACGGGAAAGAUAAGAAGCGUGUUUGUCAUGGGGUAUCUCCAAAAGUAGCUGCUUCGCAUGAUGAGAAAGAUAAGCCUUCAGCUCAACCGUCUCAGAACCAAGAACUCACUUUCAGUGAUUGGUCUGAUGAUGAGUCUGCUGAUGAUAUUUUGAAUCGGCCUGAGGAACCCCAGCAAGAACCUGUAAUCCCUAUUAUUGAGCCUCACAUUAAGGAAGAUAGGUUCAAACGGAGUCCUGGCCGAGGCGGCUUCAUACCUCAACCAAUACGUCAAAUGCACAAUCCGAAAGAGGAGUAUCGGAUGUGGCAACCUCACAAAGAAAGAAAUAGUCGGUACCACUGGGAGAAACCAAACCUCUCCACAAUGCCUCGACUACCACUCAAUAGAACUUUACUGGAUCGACACCAUAAAGAAAUAUCAGAUAUUUGUUUCAGAAUGAAGCCAGAACUCUUACCUCGAUUGCUACCAGACCCGGAGCCGAUGUCUGAUUUCCGGCCUCAGCCUGACUCCUCCAAUCAUGGGAAUCUUGUUGAUAUUAUGCCCAAUGUCAUCAAGCAGCCGUUACUCGGUGAUGCACCCGGUUGUGUCCCCCUCCAUAGUUUAGUAGCCAUGUCGAUGGCGGGUCCACCAAUGAACUCGCCCCUCUUGUCUGGCAUACUUCCACACAAUUCCCUCUCUCAGCCUAACAUGAACAACCUCCCUCCCCUCUCACUCUCUCUUCCUUCCUGUUUACCCAACCCCCCCAUGUCCAUUAACAUGCAUCCUAUGCACAACAUGGCUGCUAACAUGAACUUUGCACCUCCACUUCCCAAUCCUCCUAACCCUGUCGCCACUCCUGCUCCAAGACAGAACUCUGAUAUUAGUUCUGUUUUAACUUCAGAUGGUAUCGAUCUAGACACUGAAAGUAUGCAGUAUGAAGAGAUCAGUUCAGAAGAAGAGAGCAUGACAGGAGAUUUGGACCUGGAUCUCCUUGGAGUCGGUGGGGACAAGAAGAAGAAAAAGAAAAGUAUUGUUGAUGUCCUCAAUAUUGAUUGGUCACACAUGAUGCAAACAAACCGUCCGAAACCUACUGAACAGUUGGGCUCUGCUUUGCAGGGGUUCAGGCCUGGCCGGAUAUUUAGUAAGAUUGGUGUCUCUCGUCAGUUUGCUGGUGACUUUAUCUUCAUUAAACUUCAAGACAUUUGCAAUAAACAUUUAAGGGAAAUAAAAGAGACAAACGAACAGGGCAAAGACCAGCCAAAUGAAAAUUCAACAACUGAAAAUUCAACAAAUGAAAAUUCAACAAAUGAAAAUUCAACAAAAGAUACUAAUCCACCUGAAGUUGAUCAGUUCAAGUUUCGAAACCACAUUGCUGCUCUCCACAUGGCUUCUGUAAAAAAGAACAAAGACAGAAGUAAUCUUCUUCAUGAUAUUGGAUCACAUCGGCGGGCUCUCUGUGCUAGGAGAGAUUUGGAGAUCCGGCGCCAGCUCUGCCAGAUUGAUAAGAAUGUAGAACAGCCUAGCCUUUAUCCAACUCAGAUUUUUGACAGUGACCUAUGUAAAUUAAGUGUUCAGCUUUUUAAACAAGGACAUGAUUCCAAUGGGAGGAAGGACAAUCUGAUGCUGAAAGAAGUCACUUGUUCUUCUUGAGGAUUGAGACAAUUAUAGUUGAAAUAAAUACAUACAUACAGUUUUAGGUUACAUUUUAUUUUCCCUCAAAACUCUUGUUUUCAUUGCUGUGCUUUGUACAUAUCACUAAAAUCCCAAAAGACUAAAAAUAAAAAAAGCAGAGACUUUUCUUGUGGAGUUUGAACAUAUUGCGAUAUGGACUAAUCACUUUCUCCUAAUUUCCUUUUAAAUUUUCAGCUGUGUGAUUGUCUCACUAUCACCUGAAGACAAACAUUUCUGAGACAACUUAUACAAUGGAAACAUUACAGAAAAAGACUGUCUGUAGAUUUCUUUUUAUCCUAUUUUGUCAUACCCAUCCUACCACCAUUUCUGCUACCAUUUGACAAAUACCCUCUGCCCUGAAACCAUCUGUAUUUUUUCCCCAUUCUCAUUUUAACUUACCUCACAUGUAAUGAUGUGUCAGUAUUUCUUUCUUCUGAUAUCCUUAACAAACAAACCAAUCUGUUUGUUAGAAGCCCAGAUUUUUUGGUUCUCCGUGUUAGUGUUGAUAAAGACCUCAUACAGUUUUAUGGGCAUGUAUUAAUAUUUUAUGAGAGAAAAACAAGACACAAAAAGCAAAAACAUGAAAUCCCAAAUUCUUGUUUUAACCCAUUCAAGAGUUGUUGUCCUUCAAAAGUAGUUUCUUCAAUGAAAAACUUUUUCUUUUUUUUUUUUUGUAAUGCACUCAAAUUAAAUUUUCAGAUAGUGACUGAACAGAUUUCACCUGAAAUCUAAUUUGUUUCCCAUCUUGCAAUCAACCAUAAACUACCCUUUGACAUUGUUUUCACAAGGUAUAUAUAUAUAUAUAUAUAUAUAUAUAUAUAUAUUUGCUUUUUGGAACAAUGCUAUUCCAUUACAGCCUGUUAUUUUGGAUUACUUACAUGAUAUGACAUUUUAUCAAUGGGUUGCUCUUCACUUGCUGCAGUCUAUAUUAUUUUGGAAUUAUCUUGUGCAAUUGCUGUCAAUAUGUGUUAAAGAUCAACAGUGUAAUCCAGGAUAUUCAGAGAACAGUUUUACCGGCAUUUAAAAAAAAAAAAAUGUUAAUGCUAUCAUUUCUUUGGAGUAGACAAAUUCCAUCAAAAGAAAAAAAAAAUAGAAAAAAGAA
Molecule: messenger RNA, 6362 nt
Organism: Octopus sinensis (East Asian common octopus)
Lineage: Eukaryota; Metazoa; Mollusca; Cephalopoda; Octopoda; Octopodidae
Product: zinc finger CCCH domain-containing protein 13
Exons: 19
Coding region: 140-5239 (1699 amino acids)
Cellular component (GO): RNA N6-methyladenosine methyltransferase complex
Molecular function (GO): metal ion binding
Source: RefSeq, a predicted model, not a curated record